AAUGUGACAGUAGAGAAAUGUACGAAAAGCUGAUGCAAUAUUGCUGAAGUGGGUUGGCUCGUUCGCCACCAAAAGAAUAAAUUAAACGUGCAAAAAGAUUGUUGAAGCUAGGCUAAAAAGUACCACAAGUGUAAGAGCAAAUCAUGGCGGAAGACGAUGCGAUCUUUGACCCUUCCUUGAUGAAGAAAAAGAAAAAGAAGAAGACCCCGUUCGAUCUGGAUGCGAUGGCGGGAGGGGCGGAAGAACCGACCGCGGAAGCAGAAUCCGCUGCACCGAGCGAAUCGAAACCGGUCGCCGACGGGGAGGAUGAUUUGGAUCUAGAGAAUUUCAACAAGAAAAAGAAGAAGAAAAAGAAGCCAUUCAAUCUGGACGAGUUGGAAGGAGCGCUGCCCUCCGGCACUGGUGAUGGCGAUGCGGAUGCGAAGGAAAGCAAGGAAGAGGGUGAGGUGGGCGGUGACGAUGGGCUAGACGAGGACUUUAAGCUGGACUUUAGCAUGAAAAAGAAAAAGAAGAAGAAGAAGGACCUGACGGAGCUAAUGGAGCAGCAGGAGCAGGUGGAUGGACAGGAGCCACAGGACGACGAGAAGGAAAAUGUGGAUGAAAACGUUACUUCCUGGGCUGGUUCGGAUCGUGACUACACGUACGACGAGCUGCUGAACCGUGUGUUCGAGAUCAUCCUGGACAAGAAUCCGGAAAUGGCAGGCGGUCGAAAGCCGAAGUUUGUGAUGCGUCCACCGCAAGUGUUGCGUGUCGGUACGAAGAAGACCUCGUUCGCUAACUUUACCGAAAUCUGCAAAACGCUCCAUCGGCUACAGAAGCACGUGCUUGACUUUCUACUGGCUGAGUUGGGUACGAGCGGUUCAGUCGACGGUAACAAUCAACUCAUAAUUAAGGGCCGCUUCCAGCCGAAACAGAUCGAAAACGUGCUGCGAAGAUACAUCAAGGAGUAUGUCACCUGCCACACCUGCCGCUCGCCCGACACCAUCCUCCAAAAAGACACCCGCCUGUUCUUCCUGCAGUGUGAGUCGUGCGGGUCCCGGUGUUCCGUGGCUAGUAUUAAGUCUGGUUUCCAGGCCGUCACCAGUAAACGUGCCGCCAUGCGUGCUAAGACAGCCUAGA
Molecule: messenger RNA, 1119 nt
Organism: Anopheles maculipalpis
Lineage: Eukaryota; Metazoa; Arthropoda; Insecta; Diptera; Culicidae
Gene: eIF2beta
Product: eukaryotic translation initiation factor 2 subunit 2
Exons: 3
Coding region: 144-1118 (324 amino acids)
Biological process (GO): formation of translation preinitiation complex; formation of cytoplasmic translation initiation complex; translational initiation
Cellular component (GO): eukaryotic translation initiation factor 2 complex
Molecular function (GO): mRNA binding; translation initiation factor binding; translation initiation factor activity
Source: RefSeq, a predicted model, not a curated record